This is a messenger RNA of Agrilus planipennis (emerald ash borer), 4308 nucleotides long. RefSeq names its product gastrula zinc finger protein XlCGF57.1-like. Lineage: Eukaryota; Metazoa; Arthropoda; Insecta; Coleoptera; Buprestidae. Gene Ontology annotation, cellular component: nucleus. Bases 2182 to 3843 code for a protein of 553 amino acids. The transcript has 2 exons. The record is from RefSeq and is a predicted model, not a curated record.
UUUUCUUGCUAUACCGAGUGUUCCCACAUGCUUAAAGCUACGAUCAUUCGUGCUGGCUGAAUAGUGUACUUUAAAACUGACAAAAUGUGUGUUUGUAAUGUUGACAAUUAGUUGAUUACACUUUAUCAAAAGCGUUUAUAUAAUAUGUGUACUUGUAUCUCCAUGAGCUUCACAAGUAUUAAUAAUAAUAAAAAAAAUAGUGAAUCUCCAGUUUUUGAACGUCUCAGGAAGCUAGCUGGUAAAAAGCUCGAAGCACUUCGUUUUGAAAUCGUGUUUAUGCUCGAACAACAUAUGCUAAGGGCUUCAAGAGAUCCAUGGGCAAGUCCAAUCCAUCUCGCACCUAAAAAAACUGAUGGAUGACGUGUUCGUGGGGACUACAGAAAAUUAAAUGUUAAAACAACAUCUGUUAGAUAUCCAUUACUACUGCUUCAAGACUUGUUUCAGCGUCUUCAAGGAAAAAAAGUAUUCUCAACUUUGGAUUUAGUAAGAACGUAUCAUCAGAUUCCCACGGCAGAACAAGACAUCCAAAAAACUGCAUGUAUGUUAUUAUGCCAUUCGGGAUACGCAAUGCAUCACAAGGCACUCAAUUCGAGUCAGCCCUCUUCACUUCAACAGCAAGUUUAGUUGGCGCUUUAUGUAUUAGAACAACUCCAUGACAUCCAGCUACCAAUGGAAUGGUAGAGCGCAUGCAUCAAACUCUAAAAGCAGCUCUCAUGAGUCAUCCACAAAUUCCUUAAACUCGGCGUCUAUCAACUGUGCUCCUGGGACUUCGCACGUGUAUUAAAGAAGAUUUAAAAGUCUCACCAGCAAAAUUAUUGUACGGUAAAACGCUGUAUGUUCCUGAAGAAUUUUUCGUAAAUCAGGACAUGCCAACAGAUCCACAAAAACUGAGUACAUGAGAAGCAUCAUACCAACUCCUACUGCUCAUCAUAUGAAAGGUCGAGUCUUCAUACUUAAAGACCUACACAACUGUUCACAUGUGUUCCUAAGAGUUGAUGGAGUAAAAAAACCACUCGAACCACCGUACUUCAGACCAUACCAAGUGAUUUAAUGAGUCAAUGACACAGUGUUUAAAAUUAAUGUCAAUGUCUAUAGAAAGACUUAAACCCGAUUAUGAAGCAAAGAACGACGUCACUACCUCAGGCCAAGGCGAUGUGCCUGAAACACCAAUUCCACAACAAUGGGACUCCGGUAUGGACCAACUUAAAACGUACACCAGGAAGAAGAAAAUAUUGUUCCCGAGUGAAUGCACUAGGUCACUAGGGAGGGAGUGAUGUGGCCAUUCUGCACAAACUUCUGCUGCCAACCGCUAGAGGCGCAAGUGUGCGUGAGCAGGUGGUAGCAAUGAAAAUGCAAGUAGCCAACAGACAAAAGAGAUAGACAGUUGAUAUCACGCAACAGUUGCAGUUCUAAAAAUAUUUAUAAAUUGUUAUUUGUUAGUUGCCAUUUGUAUUAGUGAAGGUUUAAUAAAUAUUAUAAUUAGUUUAAACAGUUGUUCCUGCUUUUCAAUAGAUAGCCCAAAGUAUCUAUAACUUAUCAAAUUAUAACUACGCCAACAAUAAGUUAUCGUUGUCAAACCAGGCAACACUCUAUUACCUACAAAUUCAGCACUUAUUUCUGUUACACCCUGUAUAUAUCUUAUCUAUGCGAGGAACAAUCAAAAAGAGCUCGAACUAUGUCCAUAGAUAGUAGAACUAUGUCAUAUAGAACAGUGUACUGACAGCCAUAAAUGCUUCGCCGCUCGAUGAUUAAAUUUUAAUUAUACUGUGCGCGUGUAAGGGAUAGGUUUCCAUAAUUGUAGAAAAUAAUAAUAAAUGAUCUUACACGAACACUACAAACUUUAUUUUAAUUUAACAGUUAACAAGCGCGAGAGAAUACAGCAGAUAAAUGGCGGAACAACUAGUAGUAGACUAUAUCGAUUAUUUUUUACGCGCCACGUUUUAAGACUCCAGAGUGACUAAGACCAUAGACUAGUGUAGACUUGACAAGCCCGCGACAACCAACGUCAUAGAAGUUAGAUGUUCUAUGACCAUAGACAUAACAUGAUACACUACAAUACAAUUAGAAUAGAUAGAUAGGGCCAAAAAGACAAGCCAACAGUUAGCUUUUCUUACCGUAGUUCUAUGACCUCAAGCAUACCCCUCAAAAAGGACAUCAAUAAAACAUCGUCAGAUCAGUAAGAUGCACGUAUUGUAUUUGCUCAAGAACGUCGAAAAUAUGUCAGAAGUGGAAAUAAUUGAAUCUGCGAAGACCAUCGGUUCCAACGAACUCGAUGUACAAUGUGACAUUCUUAAACAACACAUACACAGAAAGCUAUACAAAUGCGAAGCCUGCAAAAAAGGCUUCACACGAAGGGGCCAUUUGCUUGAUCACUUAAGAACCCAUUCGGGUGAAAAGCCGUUUAUAUGCGAAGUUUGCAAAAAAAGCUUCACACUAAAGGUUUCCCUAAAAAUUCACAUGAGAACCCAUUCGGGUGAGAAGCCAUUCAAGUGCAAUAUCUGCGAAACAAGCUUCUCUCAUAAGAACAGUUGGAAUCGACACAUGGCAAACCAUUCUGGUGAAAAGCCAUUCAAAUGUGGUAUCUGCGAAACAUGCUUCUCUCAUAAGAGUACUUUGAAUCAACAUAUGAAUGUCCAUUCUGGCGACAAGCCAUUCAAAUGCGAAGCCUGCAAAAAAAGCUUCAAUCAAAAGUGUAAUUUAAAUGCUCACAUGAAAGGACAUUUGCUUGAAAAACCAUUCAAAUGUGAAACCUGCAAAAACAGCUUCACUCGGAAGCGCAGUUUGAUUCAACACAUGCAAACCCAUUUGAACGAGAAGUUCAAAUGCGAAGUCUGUAAAAAGAGCUUCACACGAAAGCUAUAUUUACAUGAUCACAUGAAAACCCACCCGGGCGUGAAACCAUUUAAAUGCGAAGCCUGCAAAAGGAGCUUCGCACGAGAAGUUUAUUUAAAUGUUCAUAAGAAAGCCCAUUCGAACGAUAAACCGUUCAAAUGCGGUAUCUGUGAAACAUGCUUCACUCAAAAGAGUUCUUUGAAUAAGCAUAUGCAAAUUCAUUUGGACGAGAAGCCAUUCAAAUGUGAAAUCUGCAGGAAAAGCUUCACACGAAAAGUUUAUUUAAAUGUUCACAUGAAAACCCAUUCGAGUGAGAAACCGUUCAAAUGCAGUAUUUGCGAAACAUGCUUCACUCACAAAAACACUUUAAAUAAUCACAUGCAAACCCAUUUAGGCAUAAGGCGGUUCAAAUGCGAAACCUGCAAAAAAAGCUUCACACAAAAGAUACAUUUACAUGAUCACAUGAAAACCCAUUCAGUCGAUAAGCCCUACAAAUGCAGUAUCUGCGAAAAAUGCUUUUCUCUGAAGAGCUAUUUAUAUAAACACAUGCGAACCCACAUAGACAGUGAAUCAUUCAAAUGUGAUCAUAUAAAUGGAACUACUAAUGCUGUAGACGAAGACAAGGGAUCUGUCGAACUGACUGAAAUGAUUAAACUCAAAUAUCAGAAAGUAACAAAAAGUUAUCAGAAGAUUAGCAAACGUUUAACUAACAUCGGUGAGCCGUUAACAAUAAAACCUGCCGAGCCUGUUGCAAAAAAGGAGGAAGAAGGAAGGUUUACCACUGCUUAUGAACCAUUUGUUGGUUAUGAGCAAAAACCUAUCGAAUUAAGUGAAAUUAGAGUACCUGUUUUUUAUGAAAAGGAACCUAUCGAAUUUAGUGAAAUUAUUAUACCUAAAGAAGAACCCAAGGAUGAGUAUUUUGAAAAUGUCAAAAAUUUCAUCGUACCUUUUCCAGAAGUCCAUGAAAACACUAAGGCAUUUACCCUUAAAGAAGAACCUACAGAGUUCUAACAAAUAAAACAUGUAGCAUUUCCAAAUGAUUAUUUAGACUUAAUAGAAAAGCAGAUUUUUGCAAAUAUACUAGUGUUACUAGUCAACCAGCACAUUAUUAAAUUUAUUAUAUCUCAAUUGCACUAUUCUACGCAGGUAUUGGUUUAGAAUUAACCUGUUUUAAAAGUUGGUACAGCAGGCUUUGUAUCGAAUAAUGUAAAAUGUUUACAAUAAAUUGUAACCGAAUAUUGUUAAGAAAUAUCAUUAUAAAAUUUCUACAUUUUAUUAUUUGUGUUCUUUAUUUUCUAAGGAUAGUUUCUCUAAAUUAACUUUCACUUUAUAAGAACCAUCAUCCUCGUGUAGAGCUGCGGUUGAGGAUGUAACGCUUACUAUAUUACGUAAUUACGUUAUAAUUAUCUAAUUAUUUCAAAACUGGACAGCACAGAUCCAUCAUCAUAAAGUUGUCAGUCCUAAGACUGGUUGGAU